UCUUUGCUAGACCUUUUCCCCUCCAUUGAGGGCUCCGUCCUCCUUGAGAUCGCGCGACAUGAGUUCCGGCCGGGCGACCUCUAUAAGCUCGACCUGCGCCACAAAGACCGUGCCACCCGGCAGGUCCUUGACGUGAGCAGUGGCGUCGUUUCGGUGCGCGAUCAAGCGCCCCGGGACUACCCUACUUUCCAUUCGCUCUACCUUCCCCUCAUUACAUUUUUUAACGUGCUCGGAGGGUUCGCGAGCAUGGGCGGCGAUGCUUUUAGUCAGGAUUACCAGUGGUCGGCCGUUCUGGCCUAUCACUUCGACUUCCACUACAAGCGUCGCCGGGAGAUGCUUCGCGGCGACUAUUCCGGCUGGGCGACCAUCGAUACAAGCCUCCAAGCGGAGCACCUCAUUGGCCGGGAACGGGCGCGCCCCUUGGGCACCCCGAAGGGAUCCGCCGGUGGCUCC
Molecule: messenger RNA, 453 nt
Organism: Dichomitus squalens LYAD-421 SS1
Lineage: Eukaryota; Fungi; Basidiomycota; Agaricomycetes; Polyporales; Polyporaceae
Exons: 2
Source: RefSeq, a predicted model, not a curated record